Thalassophryne amazonica is the source of this 751-nucleotide messenger RNA. RefSeq lists its product as uncharacterized. The transcript is spliced from 5 exons. Bases 26 to 670 code for a protein of 214 amino acids. The record is from RefSeq and is a predicted model, not a curated record. NCBI's taxonomy places the organism in Eukaryota, Metazoa, Chordata, Actinopteri, Batrachoidiformes, Batrachoididae.
UGCAACGCAACAAUCAAACACACUGAUGAGUUUUACUCCAACAGCAGCUUUGAUUCUCUACAGCUUCAGCUGGAUCUUGGUCUCAGUUUGUGAGUCUCACAUGGUCGAGGUCCAACCCGGUGAAACAGUCACUCUGUUCUGUCAAAACUUCACCGGUCAUCGUUCAUCCAUAACCUGGUUCCGAUUAGUGGGCCGAUCCAACAUCAACAGGAUCUCGUCCAAGUUCAGCUCUGAUGUGCCUGCUUCGUUCUUCAAAGAAUUUCGGGAUGAAAAAUACGAAAUGACGUCCAACACCUCCACCAUCUUCCUCCAAUUAAAGCGUGUGGAUCAAUCAAGCUCUGGGCUGUAUUUCUGUGGAUUUUACAGCAGUAAUAACCCUGUAAUUGUCAGUGCGACAUAUUUAAGAGUUCAAGUUAUCAAUGGAAUCACAACCUCAAUGAAGGCGAUCCUCGGUAGUGUGAACAUUUUGCUCAUGAUGGUCAUCUUUGGUCUCUUGGUCAAAAUCAGGAAAGUUCAGAGAGAUCUUGAUGAACAGAAUCUACAGUGGAGAGAGAACAAAGGAUGUGAUGACCUGAACUACGCAGCCCUGAGUUUCCCUCUGAAAGCCAAGAGGAGGCCCGGGUGGCAGGAAGAUGUGGACCCAAAUGCUGGGUAUGCUGCCACCAGAUAAGCCCAGGAAGCAACCGGUACUGCAACUGAAAAUGGAACCAACUUUCAAAUGGUUUUGUAGAGUUGGCUGAUUUGAUCAUCU